AUAGCGCGUCAGCCAUCUUGGGUCAACUGUCAGUUGUCAUUGCGCGCUCGGUCUGCGCAUGCGUGUUAGUGUCCUAACUAUAUUAUAAUGAAGUUUCUCCCCAUUCUGUUGUUCGUGCUGGGCACUGCUUGUGCCCGCACAGCCACCCGACAGCAGUCUAUCACUGGGAAAAUCACAUCUUUGACUGACAAGGAUGCCAGAGCAAAGGCACGAGUACAUACAGCCUUCGCCAACGCUGGCCGCCAAGCCGGCGUCGAAAUAUGGAGAAUUAAUGACUUUGAGCCAGUAGCUGUACCAGCUAAAGACUUCGGAAAAUUCUACAAAGGAGACUCCUACAUCAUUUUAAAGACAACAGCCGACAAACGCGGUAACCUCUCCUGGGACAUUCACUAUUGGAUCGGCAGUGAGUCGUCACAAGACGAGUCUGGUGCGGCGGCCAUUUUGACAGUCGGUCUCGAUGACAAAUUCAAUGGUGCCGCCAUACAACACAGAGAAACGCUGGGGCAAGAGAGCCAACAGUUCAAGAGUUACUUCCCGUCAGCUUUGCAAUACUUGGACGGAGGUAACAGCUCUGGGUUCAACCAUGUAGUCACCAACGCUGGUGCUGAGAAGAGACUGAUUCAAGUUAAAGGCAAAAGGAAUAUCAGGAGUCGUCAGGUGGACCCUCUGAUCUCAUCGAUGAACAAAGGCGACGUCUUCAUCCUGGACGUCGGUAACGAUGUGUAUGUUUACGUCGGUGAGAAAGCAAAGAAUGUGGAGAAACUGAAGGCUAUCUCCGUCGCGAACCAGAUACGAGACCAGGAUCACAAUGGAAGAGCUCGAGUGGAGAUUGUUGACAAGUACUCCAGUGACGUCGAUGUACAAAAGUUCUUCACAGCUCUCGGCUCUGGUUCCAAUGACCUCGUCCCCGAGGAUACUGCCGGUGGUGAUGACCAAGCUUUUGAAAGAUCUGAAGAACAGUCUGUGGUGCUAUCUGAAGUGUCAGAUGCCAGCGGCAAGGUCAAGGUGACAGCUUUGUCAAAACCCUACAGACAGGAUCAGCUUAAAAAACAGGAUUGCUAUAUUUUGGACACCGUUAGCGGCAGUAUCUACGUAUGGACCGGCAAGCAAGCUACAGAGAGAGAAAAGACUGAAGCGAUGACCAAAGCCCAGCAGCUGUUGAGUUCUAAGAACUAUCCUUCUUGGGUGCACAUUGUAAAGAUCCCUCAGGGCACGGAACCCGCCAUUUUCAAACAAUACUUCGCGACAUGGAUGGACGUCGGCAUGUCUCAUAGUCGCAUUGUUUAAAUUUAUUAAACCAGUUUUGAAGGAGAAUGGAGACCAAAAUGAAAUUAAAAUAAAUAACCUACUAUAAGAGCAUUUUUUAUAACUCAUGUAAAAAUAAUUCGUAAUAAAAACCAGUUUUGUAACUA
Molecule: messenger RNA, 1412 nt
Organism: Trichoplusia ni (cabbage looper)
Lineage: Eukaryota; Metazoa; Arthropoda; Insecta; Lepidoptera; Noctuidae
Product: gelsolin-like
Exons: 13
Coding region: 88-1287 (399 amino acids)
Biological process (GO): actin polymerization or depolymerization; barbed-end actin filament capping; actin filament severing
Cellular component (GO): cytoplasm; actin cytoskeleton
Molecular function (GO): actin filament binding; phosphatidylinositol-4,5-bisphosphate binding
Source: RefSeq, a predicted model, not a curated record